CCUCUCCUAGAGGUCUCCGUGUCGCCGUGUGCGGAGAGCGCAGUCGUCCCUUCGACGAACGGAAACGCCCGGGGAGUCGUCUUGGCACGGGAAUUUUACACGGCGUGCCCCAACAGCAGCAGCCGCCGCCGCCGCCGAAGCGUUUCUCUCUUUUUGGCUUUUGUGCGUGCGCCUUAUGGUGAGCCGCCACUGCCUGUGAUCCAAACAAUCGCCCACUGGAUGCGAUCAUGAAGUGUGCUGCCCCAGUGCUCAUCGCUGCUCUUUGCGUCUUCGGAGUCACCGCCGCGCUCAAAGCCCCUCGCCUGGAGCACGUGAACGCGGACGUGGGCUACCAUGCCAUCGUCAAGGAGAACAGCCGGAACGUCGAGAUCAUGCCCAGGAUCCGGGUGCUUGACGCCAAGGUGUGCCGCUUCCUGGUGACCAACAAGCGGCACGGCGAGGCGCCCUUCGAGGUUCGCAUCACCGACGAGGCGACGGGCAAGGCCGAGCUGUUCGCCAAGAAGGAGCUCAACUGCGAGAAGCACCGGAACUACAAGUUCGACAUCGCCGCCGUCGGGUGCAACGGUCUCGUCUCGGAAAACGUGACUGUGCACCUGACAGUGGACGAUGUCAACGAGUUUGCUCCUCGGUGGGAGGAGGAGUCCUACCAGGGCAGUGUGGACGAGGGCCGGCCACCACACGAACGUGUGCUUCGUGUGCGUGCCCUCGACGCAGACUGCACACCCAAGAACAGCGAAAUCUGCAAGUACGACAUCCUGGAUGCCCACGUGCCCUUUUCCAUCGACUCUGAAGGCACCAUCUGGACCACGGAGCCUUUGGACUGGGAGGCAAGCAGCAACCACAUCUUCCAGGUGGUGGCAUUUGACUGCAGCAUGAAACAGAGCCACCCAGUCACUGUCACCAUCAAGGUCAACAGGGUCUGCAAGGUUGGAUGGAAAGGCAUGGAGGAACAUGUGGAGUACACGCCAGGAUCUGGCCGGAGGGCCUUGUUCCCAGAUGCGCAGCUGGAGUUGUGCGAAGGAGCUUGUGAACCUGAACAGCUGUCAGCUCGUCUGACCCUGGCUACACGCCACGUGGGCAAGGGUUGUGACCGGGACACCUACUCAGUCGACUCUCAGAGAAAACUGUGUGGUGCCAGCUCGGACAGCGUAGACCUGCUGCCAAGCCCUGGUGUCGGAGCGGAGUGGACACAGGGGCUACCAACAGACGAGGGCCGCGAGAGUGACCAGAUCUACGAGUUUGACGGUGCCACCAAUGCCGUCGUCAUUCCCGAGUCCACCGUGUCGCACAACCUGACCAACGUCUUCACGGUGGGCUUCUGGAUGCGCCACCGUGCGCCCACUUCCCACAAUGCCAGCCACCUCAAAGAGCACGUGCUGUGCAACUCCGACGACCACCGAAUGAGCAGGCAUCACACGGCACUGUUUCUGCGCAACUGUCGGUUGAUCCUCCUGCUGCGCCGAGAACCCACCCAGGAGCAGGCCAACAAGUUCACACCAGCCGAGUGGCGCUGGAAGACACCUGAGGUCUGUGAUGACCGGUGGCACCACUACGCCGUUUCUGUCAACUUCCCCGAGGCCUCCCUGUAUGUUGAUGGGCGGCCCUUCAAAGUGACAGCCAACAACCCCGAGAUCGUGGACGACUGGCCACUGCACCAGACCAAAAAUAUCAACACUACCUUUGUCGUGGGGGCCUGCUGGCAAGGCAAGGACAACAAGAUGGCAUUCCACUUCCGUGGCUACUUGACUGGUCUGUCGGUGCUGAGGGGACGCACCGAGUCCCCUGAUGUGCUGUCCUGCCUGCACCGUUGCAAGGAGUGGCUCGACAUCCCCCCUGCAGACUCACAGGCUGCAGGAACGGAGGUGACAUCCAACUCUGAGCGCAGCGAAGUCACAGUAACAGCCCGUGACCAGGACACAAUUGAGGAUCUGGUGUCCCGUGUGGCCUAUGUCAACUCACGUGACUUCCCAACACCAGGUCGUCGCACUGUUCACGUAGCCACAACUGUCAUGUGCAGCAAUGGUAAGGCUCAGAAGGUUCCCCCUGUAGAGUCAUGGGUAACCAUUCUGGCAGCUGAGCAGCCAAGCAUCACCAUCAAUGGCACACCCAACCUGGCACGCGAGUACGAACCUUUCAAGCAGGGUAUCGAGCUGUUUGCUUCCGUCUUCAUCUCAGUUGGCCGUGAACGUCCAACUACCACCCAGGCCAGCACAGCUUCCUCGUCCUCACAGGAGGAUGAGGAUGACGAUGACGAAGAGGACAACCAGGUGUCGCCACCCGCCACUUCCCAGCGUCCUGGACGGCUAGAUUCCUGCAGCGUGCAGGUCUACCCUCCGCUGAACCCAGACCACGAGCACUUCCAGCUGCCCUCGUACAUGAUGGCCCACCUUGGCAUCCACCACCGAGAGAGCAAAGAUGGACUGGUCAUUUAUGGAGCUGACAAGGUGCAGCACUAUGAAAACGUGUUGCGGCAGAUCCUGUACUUCAACAAGAAACCUGCCUACUACCUGAAUCGUGCUUUCAAGCUGGUCUGCUCAGAGUUGAAUGGCCGCUUUGUCAGCAAUGAAUACAUCCAAACGCUGACCGUGAUUCACCCACGGCCCGAGUCACCUAGCCAGCACGAGACAGCUGCACCCGCCACUGGAGCGAUGCGCACCACUCCGGCCUCGCCAUCGUCCUCACGACCCGUGGCUCCAGCCGCACCUGCCAUGGCUGCUCAUGCUCAGGUAGCCUCGCACAGUGUCGAGGCCAAGCCUGCCAAGACCCACGCAGGAAAAUAUGUGGAACUGCUGGAUGGCGGCGCGUCCGAGGCACUGGCCAAGAGCUCUGCAAGCCACGCAGUGACCAUCAUCAUAGUGGUGUGUGUCGGCUUCCUGGUGUUCAUGAUUGUGCUCGGCGUGAUCCGCAUUCGUGCUGCGCACCAGCACCAGCAGCACCGGCAGGGCAGUUCACGCCUUCGCUCAGGGGACGAUCAGGACCAGGAAAUGGCCUGGGACGACUCCUCCCUCACGAUCACCGUGAACCCCAUGGAUCAAAUAACCGAGGAACGGGAAGGCCGUCGCGGCGUUGGCGCCAGCACCGGCAGCGGGAGCAGCAACGGUCGCCGAGCUGCGGCCGAGGAUGAGGACUCCGACAGCUCGGACGACGGCAGCAGCUACCACGAGGAGAGCGAGGAAGAAGAGGGGGCUCCCCCCGAGAAGGCCAAGGCCAAAGGGGACCUCGAGUGGGACGACUCGACCCUGACCUUUUAGAGAGAUAGCGUGCCGCCGUUGCAGCACGUGUCUUGCAUACCCACCACAGUGGUGAAGAAGGCAACAGUCCCUUCUAUUUCUCUUUCGUUCGUUUCUUCUCGUCGUUGGCCUCCCCCGACGCCUCGGUGAUCCGUAACGCCUUUGCGGUCGCAAAGGUCGAGCAGUGCUUCAAACGGGGGCCCUCAGAAUAUAGGAAAGAGCAAGUGCGCGUAGGCCUUCCUCCUCUGUGCGUCGUCCUGUUUGCAGCACUGUUCAGAGCCUGUAUCAUAUGUCCCUACUAUCCUGGGCAACUCGACGCCCUGUUUCAGUUUACAGUCACACUGCAACAGCAGCGCAAAAAUGCAGAAAUGAAGUGGGGCCCCUUUUUGUUGGUGCUGCCGUCGCAGUGUGUUUUUUUAUUGAAGGCGUUGUGGAUCACGAGCUAGCGCCUACAGCUGCAUUGUUACAGUGAUUCAGAAUGCAACCUAGUGUGCUGACCGGGAGGGGGCAACAAGUCGGUGUCUUUCUCUUCUUCAGCCGGAAAAAAAGAAAGAGUAUAUGGCACCACUUCUAGGUGCGGCUGGCUGUCCAGCUCAGUGCUGCUUCCUUCGGAAUGUUGGUAACAAAUGCCGCGCGAGUGACACGUGCGUGCAGUCGCACUCCGGGCAACGGUGUUCAACUCUCUCUCCUGUCUUGCCUGUGUGGAAAAACUGUGCAACGAAAGCCUUCUGUAGCUGUGAGCUCAGAAGUUUCUUGCGAAAGUGCACCUUCGGUUGAAUAGCCCACUAGGUAGGAUUCUAAUCACUGUACCACGAUUUUGUCAGCUUCUCCUUUUGACACAGAAAAAUGACAAACAUGUACACUCUCUCGCUCUCUCUUGGCUUCUUCUUGAAAGCUACACUUUAAGUGUUGGCAUCAUGUGCAAUGCGUAUAGCUUCCGCAUGACACCUGUGCGGCACACAUUCGCUAUUCCGGUGAAAAAGAGCAUUGCCGAACAGAGGCUUAAGUGACACAUGAUGCUUUGGCUAAAGCUAAAGGGGAGCCAAUAGAUAGCUUGGACAAAGAGCCACAGAGUUCUCCAGUAUAUACUGGUCUGGCCUUACAGAACAAUUGGGAUAUGAAUUGGUUUUGGGGAAUAAUAUGUGCUAUCAGCAGAGGGAAUGGUACUAUUAAGAAAGAAACGAGGUUAUUAAUUGCUUUAUCAUUUAAUUGGGCGUGCAAAUAACUGCUCUUUUCAUUCUGGCAGAUAUUCCGUCUGCUUGCUGCGCCCUGUUCUUUUUUUGUCUCACUGACUUUUUUAAUUGCACAUCCCCGUGUUUUGUCUUAAUCUGCAUAACAGAACGUCUGCACUUGGUUGUUCAGCUACUGCUGUGCAGGGAAGCCACUGCCUCAUGUCCCUCUGAACGAAAACUUUUCGUGGCCUUUUAUGCAGCGAAGCCCUGUUUAAUGUCUCAAGAUGGAGAACUCUGUGUCUGCUCUCACAUGUACAGACCCUUGCGUAAUGCAUACACACUCACACUGGACCACUUAGUGUUUUGGUUCCCCUCUUAUUUUUGUCGUGUCUUUUUACCGACCUUGCUACCUUUCCUUGCCUCACAAGAAAUCUUUCUCUAGGGCUGCUCCAUGUCUGAGAGCAAGUCUGUGUCUGAAAAACUUCUUGUAGGAAUCGUCAAACAGACGAUCGAAGACUUUGUUUGCCCAUUAGCUGUCGACGACGUUGGUGGUACAAGAUGACUGGGUCAGCCUGCCGGUCGCCGAAGCCUUAGAAGGUGCCAGCUCGCUUAAAUUUGUAGUUACACAAUAACGCAUACCUUGCACUCGGACAAGCCUGGAACUUUUGAAAAACUAAGGAUAGCAUAUUCAACCUGCUGCCACCAAGUCAUCUUGAGCAUUUUGGAUCUGUAGUGUCGAAUGUUUCAGCUGAAAGAAUGUGCGGUCUGCAUAGCUUUUAACAAGCUUGCAAUCUGUCCAUUAUACAGUUGUAACUUUUUUUUUUCUGUCUUCGUGCCUCAGUUGCCCGCUUGUAAGAAAAAAAGAAACUAUCUUUUGUAUACUGGCACUUACGAAAGUGGGCAGUCUGCAACAGAGGGAGAAGUUAGCCCGACUGACACAAACAUUUCAAAGCAUUACUCCACAGCCUUGCUGCCCGCCAGCAUAUUUUUCACAGGGCGCCCGUAACUUUCAACGUGUCGGUGUUUUGAUCUUUAGUUUUUCCCUUGACUCGUUUUUGCCUUCGUCUCCCGGUAUUGUUCCUCGUGAAGUCAGGACUGAUCCCGAGUAUGCGGUGGUCCUUCCUGCCUCCCUUUUUUUAUACCUUUUGCUUUCCAGUUUUAUAUUUAUUUGCAAGUGCUCUCACUACUGGCAGCGAGCCAAAGAGCACGCUUUCUGUCUGAGUUAAUCUUUUUUGACUUUAUCUUUGGAAAUGGCAGUUUCUUUCGGGUGUAGGGUUAAUUUGUCGCGACAUUCAAAGGACUGCAAACCAACGUGCAGAACUUAACAAGUUGUACACUGCUGUUUGACACCAAGCGCUGCUUGUAGUUGCACACAGGCUCACAAAAAGCUCUGCGGUUUUUUGUUUUUCCUUUCGAAGUUUUCAAAAUGUUGUUCCAAGUGUGAGAUAGGAGCUAAGGACAGCCAAGUUGGAUGCUGUCAGUGGCCACAUGCUGUUGUGGCUUGGCUCCAACUUCAAUGAUUUCACUUUCGAUCAGAUUUUCAGGCGAGUCUAAUUAUUUAUCAAGAGACAAGAAGGUGUGAGAGAUGAGAGAAAAAGCUGUAAACAGAGCAUUUGUACUUCAAGUUUCUACCAUUGUAAUGUGUCUUCUCUCUGCAAUUGUGCAUGCACUUACACAUAUAUUCAAGCUAAAUUUUUCUACGGUGAAUACUGAUGAAAUGCAUGGCAAAUUAUCAACAGCAGUAUCGUGUUACUGGUGUUGCGACGUCAUCAACUUCUUUGAUACCAUUGAAGGAAGCCUUAAUUGUUUGUUACAUUUACUCAUGCCUGCUGCAACCUUUUCUUUCUUUGCCUUCCCUUUUCUUUGUCCCCACCCCACUUCGUUUUCUUUAUUCUAUGCUGGUCCGUCAGGGAUAGACCAUGGAACUUUGGUUGUGGUUGGAUAUGCCGAAAGGGAAAGAAGGGUCAAGAACGUUGUUUCAGUGGAUAGCCUUACCUCUCAGCAGUAAGUGAGUCCAUCACUCGGACCUAGCUGGGACAAGAUAGCUGAACAGCACAGAUGGGAAUACGCUCGGAGCUUUUCAGUGUGGGCGAGCGUAUCGAAUCAUGUGCUUUCACAACCGCUCCCUUCCAAAAAGCAUAUAGUUGCAUUUGUUAAACAGUUUUGCCGCAUGGCUGACGUGUGAGCUCUCUUUUUUUUAUUAUUUCUGUAAUGAUGUUUAGAAGAAUUUCCUGGAUGAGCUGGAUUACCUAUACACCUCUCUCUCUGUUUCUUUCUUUCCUUCUACAAGGCAUUCUGCCACAGAUGUGGGCGCAGCACUUUCAUGGAUCUAUGAACUGCCCGCCGACUCUUUUCUUUUUCACUGUGUCACACUCGUCCCGCUUGCUUUGUUCUGUACAGGUCGCGAUGAGGAAGUACACGAUAAAUACACUUGAGGCACUUGUUAGUUAUUCCCUCAUUUGCUUACGUAGGGGGUCGGUAGAAUCAAUUUUCACACAAUGGGAGGAUGUUUUAGGAACAAGAAUUUUAUCCCUUUUCUGAAUUUUCUUGCUGAUUUGAAAACUGACUUGCUGUAUGCUUGAACAAUAAGAUGUCUGCUUUUUCUUUCGAACAGGCAUGUGACUGUUGCUUUGCCAUUCUCAUGCCAGUGGCAUAUCUUUCUUUUUUUUUGCCACCAUUCUUCCUUUUUGGCAGCUUCACUCUUUCUUUUUUUCUUUUUUCCAACUAAAUUGGGGCAUUUUUGAUGCUCAAGAACAAAUUUUCUUUAAAUGUUUUGUAAAUUGUCGUCAGUAUGCUGGUGUAGCCAGUCACACGUGAUGGCUGCUGUCUGGGUUAUUACAGAAGCUUUCAUUAUGUUCGCUGGGCUUUUGUAAGUUUUCAGAUCACAUGGGAAGUUGGGUUCUCGCAGCAUUAGCAUAUGAGAACAUGGCAGCACAGUGCAAAGCUAUGCACUGUACUUGGACGUGGGUUUAAUGACAUGUACUGCGCUUUAAUUGCACCUCCGCUGGUUUAGUUGGUGUGAUUUGUUGUGGUUGUAGCCUUUCCGAAAGCAACAUCUGUGUGUAAAAAUCUUCUGUCAUGCCAUCACCGUUUUUCCGAGUGCCGAUGUGACUUGAGUAACGUGAACAAACAUGUCUCCCAUACCUUUGUAUCUCUUUUUUUUUUUUCCAACUUUGCGGUUUCUUUUGUCAGCUGGGACUGUGUUUUUAUUGGCAUCUUUAUGACACUUUUCUGCCAUGUUGUCCAGCAUCAUACUUCAGCUGUUAUACUUGAGCUGCACUUGUUGUCAUCAUCCAGUGCGUGUAGGACAUCUUUAGGGUUUUUGCACACACCACUGCUGUUUUUUGUCCUUCGCAUCUUGUUGUUUUGAUGUGUGUUUCGCUUUCUCAAGCCUUCGAGGGUUGUUUGAGAGUGUGUGGAAGCAGAAGACGACAGUACACGCGUUUCUUGUGUUGUCUGAGUUGGUCGUUGAGUUGUUCUUUGUUGCUUGUGGUCUAGAAUGCGGGCUGUUCCGUGUCGACAGCUUGAGAGAGCGAGACCUUUACCGUGCCAUAGUGCAGACAACUGCUGAGUUCAAAUAUACUUGUCAUUUAACAGAGCUGAGAAGAAGAAAACACAGCCACAUGAAAGUCAGCCAUUGUGGCUCCUUUCCUCAUUUUUUUUACUUCUUCUUCUACUAAUUAGCUCGUCAAGGUGUUCGCCAGAGUACAGGUUCUGUAUACUAACAUUUUAUUGAUUUCACCCACUGCCCUUGCAACGUCAGAGUGUCUUUUUCUAUUACUAUCAUGUUGAAAAGAAUGGUAUCCGGCUUACUUUUUUUUAUGUACGAUGGUCUCCAUGCAUUGAUUUUGUUGUUGCCAAACAAUGUCGUCGUACGAGUGCACUUACUUACACCCACUACCCUUGGCCUCGGCUUUUGAGUGUGGGCCACGUUUUUGUUUCUCCCCUGUCACUUCAUAGCGCUAAAGGAGGAAGCAACAUAUCUACUACUACUACCAGCCGGCUUUUCACUAAAUGUCCUUCGAACGUGAAGAGGAGCUGCCUGAACGGAGCAGGCGACGUUGAUUUCUUUUGUUGGUCUUCAAGGCACUCUUGCUUGGCUGUUCGAUGUCUGUGGUCGUCGUCACCACCUUGAGUUGACUGUUUUGCGCAUAGUGAUGACAUCUAACCGUCAAUGGUCGCCAGUAUCUGGAGUCUUAAUUGAGUCGCUGCUUGUAUAAAUGCACCAUUUCCCCCCCACUACCGCCUCCUAUUUGCUUUUGCUUCUUGCUUGUUGCCCGAGCUCUUCUAUUCCAGAAUGUUUGCUAUUGUACGUAUCAUCCAGACGGUUUCACUUGCUGCUGGCCCCAGCAGAGUCGAAGCGUUUUGCGACAGAAGCGCGUCGUGCCACCCCAACCGCAGGCACGUGUUGCACGGAUCAUUUCGAGCCGCAACUGAAAAGAAAUGAAAAACAGAGUCACCACUUUCGCGCUUUUUUAACAGGGGGUGCCUUCUGCAUUAUCAUUUCUCUAGGGCUGCAACAGCUAGCGUUGCAGAAAUCUGUACACACAAGCAUUCUGAAAAAACGGCAGGUGGUCCGGUACUGUGUGACACGCUUGCGCCAGUAAUGCCACUGAAAAUCUACGCUGGGGCCGGCAGCAUGUUAUGGAGAGCUCUCGUUUUUCAGUAAAAUUGUGCCACAAAUUUUUUUUUUAAUCUUCGUAUACUUUUGUUGUGUUUUGGCAGCUGGUACAUGUACCUAUAGGGAAGAAAGAGACGGCAUUGCCUAUUGUGUAGUCUACACAUUUCUGUCCCCCCCCCCCUUUUUUUUUCCCUUGUGUUUGUACUAAUUGUAUGCUCGAGAGUCAAAACUGAGACAUUCCAUGCAAAGGUGAAGAGAAAAGUGCUGUAUUUCGUUUGUUUGGCAGGGAAAACCAUUUGAGUAUGCUAUGAUGUGAACCAUGGGGCUUCAGGCUCCCAUUUUUUUAGCGUACGGGAUGGACACACCAGUCCCCAAUUUCAAUGGGGGAAAAAAAAAACGAGGAAUGUGCCGUUUCAUUUUUUUUUUUUUUCUCUGAGAAUGAGUGUGUCUUCUGUCCUGUACAGCGUGUCAUUCGUGAUAUGUAUGUAUAAAUAUACAUAUAAUAUAAUAAUGCAAAUUGUAGCCUCGUGUAGGAAAAAUCCUCUUGAACUGACAAAUAUUCUGUACCAGCUGAUCACUUUGAUUGCAAUAAAUACCACAUGGUUGUCCCAA
Messenger RNA from Dermacentor silvarum, 9635 nucleotides. It is a transcript of the gene Cals, whose product is annotated as calsyntenin-1-like. Gene Ontology annotation, cellular component: cell surface; postsynaptic membrane. Gene Ontology annotation, molecular function: X11-like protein binding; calcium ion binding; amyloid-beta binding. The record is from RefSeq and is a predicted model, not a curated record. Gene Ontology annotation, biological process: positive regulation of synaptic transmission; positive regulation of synapse assembly; homophilic cell-cell adhesion. Lineage: Eukaryota; Metazoa; Arthropoda; Arachnida; Ixodida; Ixodidae.